AUGGCUGAGGGGUUUUCUGAGCUGCGUCUGUGCUGCUCCAUAUGCCUGGAUGUCCUGAAGAACCCUGUGACUCUCCAAUGUGGCCACAGCUACUGUAUGGACUGUAUAAAUGGCUACUGGGAUCAAGAAGGUCAGAAAGGUGUUUACUGUUGCCCCCAGUGUAGGUUCAGGUUCAGAACCAGACCCACCUUGAGCAAGAGCACAGUGCUGGCUGAUUUAGUGGGAACAUUUUCUGUGGUCCAAGAAGAGGAUGGAGUCAGGUCUCAGGAUGUGGAGUGUGAUUUUUGCACUGAGAAAAAGCUGAAAGCAGUGAAGUCUUGCCUUGUGUGCUUGGCCUCUUUCUGUGCCACUCACCUGGAACCCCACUAUGUGUCUGCUGCAUUCAGAAGACACCAGCUGGUGGAAGUGUCAGCCUCCAUCCAGGAGAAGAUCUGCAGUCGGCAUGACAAGCUGCUGGAAGUGUACUGUCGCACUGAUGACCAAUGCAUCUGCCUGCUCUGUGUGAUGGACGAACAUAAAGGCCAUGACACCGUCUCAGCUGCUGCAGAGAGGAAAGAAAAGCAAAAACAAUUUGAUAAGAAAAAACACAGAUACCAGCAGGGAAUACAGGAGAAAGAGAAGCAGCUUAAGCAGCUCAAAAAGACCAUCACUGGGCUGAGGUGUUCUGGAGAUGCAGCAGUCAACCAAAAUGAGAAAGUCUACAGUGAAAUUGUUUCAAUGGCAGAUAAAAGACGUUGUGCUUUGAAGGAGCUGAUCAGAGUUCAGGAAAACGCUGCCGUCAGUCGAGCCCAGGCGCUUGUGCACCAGCUGGAAAAUGAGAUUUCUGGGAUGAGGAAGAAGGAGAAUGAAAUAAAGCAGCUUUCACUCUCUGAGGAUCACAUUCGUUUUCUGCAGACCUGCCAUUCUAUUUUAAACUCACCUGAAUCUAACAUGUCCACUGAUGUUAACAUCCAACUACACGCAGCUUUCGACUUUGUGACAACAGCUAUUUCUGAUCUGAAAGGGAAAUUGGAGAGUAUGGUGAGGGCUCUUGAAGAUAUAGCUGAAACAAUUGAAAUUGAUCCUGAUCCCACAACAAGACAGGAGUUCUCAAUAUAUUCCUGCCACCUCAGUUUGGAUCCCAACACAGCAUUUGAAAACCUAAUGCUUUCUGAGGGAAACAGCAAGGUAACCUGGGUUAAAAAGCCCCGUGGCUACCCAUACCACCCAGAUAGAUUUACCAAAUAUGAUCAGGUGUUGUGUGCUGAAAGUUUGUUUGGUGUUUGCUACUGGGAGGUUCACUGGAAAGGUCCCAGGGUUGAAGUGGCUGUGUGCUAUAAAGGGGCAGAAAUGGAGGAGUGUGGCUUUGGUUACACUGACAAAUCCUGGUGCUUUUCCCUUUCGACCUCUGGUUGCACUUUUUGGCACAAUGGAGCCAAAACCAAAAUAUCAGUUCCCUGCUCCUCUACAGUAGGAGUAUAUCUGAACCAUCAAGGAGGGAACCUGUCCUUCUACAGUGUUUCUGAUUCUGGUCAAAUGACGCUCCUUCACAAGGUUCAGACCACUUUUUCUGAACCGCUGACCCCAGGGUUCAUGGUCUCCAGAGGGUCGUCAAUUGAGAUAAUUUCCUCAAAGUAAAAACAUACACUCUCAAUAUUCAGUGUUAUAUCAAUAGUACAGCACAUUCUUUACAAAAAUUUUACAGUAAAUAGCUGCUUGAUGGUCACUUCUCUUUAUAAAUGAUAUUAUAUCGUAUCAUUAUCCAUGUAUAGAUUAAGAAAAAAAAUAGUAAUGGUGCCAAUGUGAGAGAUUUCAUCUGUGAACUGAAACUGUUGAAACAUUUAAGAUCUAACAACACAAACAAGAGCUGUGCUUAUACUGUAAGGUUUUCAAUGUUAAUAAAAUAA
Sphaeramia orbicularis (orbiculate cardinalfish) is the source of this 1886-nucleotide messenger RNA. RefSeq names its product tripartite motif-containing protein 16-like. Lineage: Eukaryota; Metazoa; Chordata; Actinopteri; Kurtiformes; Apogonidae. The coding region runs from base 1 to 1617 and encodes 538 amino acids. Gene Ontology annotation, molecular function: zinc ion binding; protein binding. The record is from RefSeq and is a predicted model, not a curated record. The transcript is spliced from 6 exons.